AUGGACUCCGUGCUGAAGAACGUCUGCUACUUUGAUACUCGGACCCUUGCGCUCAUCGUCAUCACGGUUCUCAUUCUUCGCAUUUUCUAUCGCGCAUUCCUGUAUCCAGAGUUUUUUACUCCUCUGUACGAACUUCCUACUCCGCGGGAACGGUCAUUGACUAGGGGAAAUUACACCAAGUCCGAUUCAUCAUCACAUUUCGCGCGUCUGCGGCAUUGGAAGGCAACUGUCGCCAACCGCGGCCUGGUCAGAUAUUACCUCCCAGGGAACCAGGAGAGAGUCCUCAUCACAAACGUGGAAGCCCUGAACGACAUUCUUGUCUCCAAAUCGUCUCAUUUCGCAAAGCCCGAAGCGGUCAAACGGCGUCUGUCCCGCAUUACAGGCAAUGGGUUGCUUCUAGCUGAAGGGGAGAUCCACAAGAUGCAACGAAAAAGUCUUAUGCCGGCGUUUUCUUUCCGACACAUCAAGGAUCUCUAUCCGAUAUUCUGGUCCAAGUCGGCCGAGAUGGCCAGGCGCCUCGAGACUGAGAUCACCAGUACCCAUUCAAAUAACAAAGGUGUUGUUGAGGUGAGGCGAUGGGCAACACGGGCGACGCUUGAUAUCAUCGGCUUGGCCGGGCUGGGACACGACUUUGACUCCCUUCAAACCCCGAAUAGUUCUCUCAUGUGGCAGUAUCGACAAAUGCGACAAGAUCCAUCUCGUUUGGAGAGUGCAUUGACUACCUGCCUGCUAUUCUUGACCGACUAUGCCGACCAGAUCGUAUCCCUCCUGCCGACCAAGCGGAUGGCACAGAUAAAGGCCGCAUCUCAGGCUGUCCGAACGGUUUGCCACGGAGUUCUUGAAGCCAAGAAGAAAGAAAAGACGUCAGGCUCAUCAGGCCAGGGAGGCAGUGAUAUUACGACUGUUGCCUUGGAUAGCCGGAUGUUCACUGAUAGCGAGCUGGUGGAUCAAAUGAUGACAUUUUUGGCCGCUGGACAUGGUACCACCUCCCACGCCCUGCAAUGGGCCGUGUAUGCGCUCUGCAAGCAUCCGGAGAUACAGGAUCGCCUUCGAGAAGAGAUUCGCUCGAAUUUGCCAUCUGUCACUGAUGGUGGAUCCGCUGUCUCGGCUACCGAUCUGGAUAGCCUGCCGUAUCUGCGUGCAGUUUGCAGUGAAACCCUACGAUUCUAUCCUCCUGUGCCGUCCACCAUCCGAGAAGCACUACAUGACACUACAGUUGCUGGCUAUCAUGUUCCCAAAGGCACCGUUUUUACCAUAUCCCCGGCAGUCACGAAUGUGGACUCGGAACUCUGGGGUUCUGAUGCGGGGGAGUUCAACCCCGAGCGAUGGAUGAAAGAGGGAUGUGCGAAUUCAGGAGGUGUUAGCAAUCAUUUUGGAUUUCUUACUUUUCUUCAAGGCCCACGCAGUUGCAUCGGGGCCACAUUCGCGAAAGCUGAAUUGGCGUCUCUGCUGGCUGUGCUUGUAGGUCGAUUCCGCAUGGAAUUGGAGGACCCCAACAAGGAAGAAGAAUUGACGAAGCGGGGAGUUGGUGCUGCCCCUGCGGAUGGAGUGCGUGCCCGGUUUGAGGUUAUCGAAGGAUGGUAG
Molecule: messenger RNA, 1584 nt
Organism: Aspergillus thermomutatus
Lineage: Eukaryota; Fungi; Ascomycota; Eurotiomycetes; Eurotiales; Aspergillaceae
Product: cytochrome P450
Exons: 2
Coding region: 1-1584 (527 amino acids)
Molecular function (GO): heme binding; oxidoreductase activity, acting on paired donors, with incorporation or reduction of molecular oxygen; monooxygenase activity
Source: RefSeq, a predicted model, not a curated record